Penicillium vulpinum is the source of this 252-nucleotide messenger RNA. RefSeq lists its product as uncharacterized. Lineage: Eukaryota; Fungi; Ascomycota; Eurotiomycetes; Eurotiales; Aspergillaceae. The record is from RefSeq and is a predicted model, not a curated record. The coding region runs from base 1 to 252 and encodes 83 amino acids. The transcript is spliced from 2 exons.
AUGGAAGAGAAGAAGAAGAGGAAAAAGUUGGAAGCGGAUGUAGUUGCAAUGCCCCCCAUUGUCACUUAUCAUCCGCAUCCUCCGACGUAUUUUAUCGCCGGAACUUGUAGGAAAUACCACGACAUGAUGAUGAUAAUGGUAGGAUCUGAGGUCAUGGCUAUGCCAGGUGGGUUUAGGGCUUCUUCAUCCCGGACUCAUGUUGAGAAUGGUGAAAAUUUGACCUUCUCUGUUAACAAGCCAUGUUCAAUCUGA